CACUCACCAACUUCCGGGUUGCUGGUUUCUCCCGAUUCUGUGCCUUGCUGACUGCGGCUAUGAGGCAGAAGCACUACAUCGAAGCGGCGGCUCGGAAACUACAAGCUAGCUGUCCGGGUCAGGCCCGCUAUCUACUCUGGAGCUACAGUUCAUCACAUGAUGAUAAAAACUCUUUUGAAGAAACAUGUCCACACUGUUUUCAGUUCUUGGUUCUGGAUAAUUGUCGAGUACGCCUCAAACCGAAGCCCAAACUGACUCCAAAAAUUCAGAAACUCCUUAAUCGAGAAGCAAUAAAUUAUACACUUAGCUUUAAGGAAAGGAAAAUUUUGAAAAAGUACAAAGACUCCAGAAGUGUACUGCUGGUGACUUGUAAAACAUGCAACAGAACAGUUAAACGUCAAGGUAAAAGCAGAAGCUUUCUGUCAUCGAAGAACAGUUCUACCACUCCUGUAAGUAAGCUCUCCCUGAAGACGCCGGAGAGAAAGACUUCAGGUUCUGCAAGCCUCAGUCGUGUUCUGUCCGGUUCCAAAGGCAAGAACCCAAGGUUGAAUUUCAGAACACCUACAUCUGGACCCUCAACACCCACUUGCUCCUCAAAGAAAGUCAACAGAACCAAGAAACACUUUUCUCAACUAAAAAUGUUACUUAGCCAGAGUGAAUCCCAAAAGAAUCCAAAAACAGACUUCAGAAAUUUCUUAUCUUCUCUGUAAAGGAUGGACGAUGAAAAUAGCAAAUGUUGAAUGGGGGAGAUAGCACAAUAGUUAUGUAAAAUGACAUUCAUGCUGGUGUAUUGCACCAAAGUAAAGGACUAUGGGGUGGGAGCAAUGUUCAGGUCCUGGAACAUGGUGGCAGAGGAGGACCUACGUGGGGCUUGAGAGUGUUGUGUGGGAAACAGGAAUGUUUCACAUGUACCAGCUACUGUAUUUUACUGUCGACUGUAAACCAUUAAUCCUCCCAAUAAAAAGAGAAAGAUGGAGGCUGGGCGGUAGCGCAGCGGGUUAAGUGCACACAGCAUGAAGUGCAGGGACCUGCCCCUGGUUGGAGACCCCGGCUCCCCACCUGCAAGAGGGUCGCCUCACAAGCGGUGAAGCAGGUCUGCAGGUAUCUAUCUUUCUAUCCCCCUCUGUCUCCCCUCCUCUCCAUUUCUUGGUCCUAUCCAACAACAGCAAUAACAGUAGCAAGUGCAACAAAAUGGCAAAAAAAAAAAAAGACAUUCAUGCCUGAGGCUCCAAAGUCCCACAUUCAAUCUCCCAUCUCCCAUACUACCAUAAACCAAAGUUAAGCAGUGCUCUUAUAAAAAAAAAAAAAGUAAUAAUAAUAAUGGUACUAAAGAUAUAUUUUUAAAAAGUCUUGGGCAACAACUUCAGUUUAUUCAUCAAAUUCAUAGAAACUAGGUUUAAGAACAAUUUUUCUAGUUGAAAAACAAGAUCAGAAAAAAAAACAA
Molecule: messenger RNA, 1444 nt
Organism: Erinaceus europaeus (western European hedgehog)
Lineage: Eukaryota; Metazoa; Chordata; Mammalia; Eulipotyphla; Erinaceidae
Gene: RMP24
Product: chromosome 15 C18orf21 homolog
Exons: 5
Coding region: 60-710 (216 amino acids)
Source: RefSeq, a predicted model, not a curated record